AUGGCGUCUUCUGCGGAUGUUCAUGUCCGGAUCUGUGGACAAGAAAUUAUAAAAUAUGACCUGGAGAUUAAGGCCCUCAUCCAGGACAUCAGAGACUGCCCUGGACCUCAGUCUACUCUCUUGGAGCUUAACUCUCAGGUCAAAGAGAAGUUCAACCAUCUCAGACUCAGAAUACAGGAUCUGGAGCAGAUGGCCAAAGAGCAGGACAGAGAGACUGAUAGACUGACCAUUCAGGCAGAGACGGAGAGCCAGCGAAAGCAAAUGCUGAGUAACCAGACAGCCUGGAGGAAAGCUAACCUGGCCUGUAAACUGUCCAUAGACAGCAUGGAGAAGGAUGAGCUGCUCCAUGGGGGAGACACCCAGAGCACCAGACAGAGGAAGGUGACUAAAGAAAGCCUCGUAGAAACCAGCAGCAACAUCACGGAGAGUCUGAUGUCUAUCAGCAGGAUGAUGGCCGAACAGGUGAAUCAGAGCGAGGACACCAUCGGCACACUGGUUAGCUCCUCCAGGACAGUGCUGGAAACCAACGAGGAGUUUAAAAACAUGACAGGGACCAUCCAUCUGGGGAGGAAGUUGAUCCUGAAGUACAACCGGCGGGAACUGACGGACAAGCUGCUGAUCUUUCUUGCUCUGGCCCUCUUCCUUGCCACCGUCCUCUACAUCCUUAAAAAACGCCUCUUCCCCUUCAUUUAGCAUUUAGUUGAUUACUUUCCCUAGACAGGAGACGUGG
This is a messenger RNA of Scomber japonicus (chub mackerel), 730 nucleotides long. It is a transcript of the gene bnip1b, whose product is annotated as BCL2 interacting protein 1b. Lineage: Eukaryota; Metazoa; Chordata; Actinopteri; Scombriformes; Scombridae. The coding region runs from base 1 to 693 and encodes 230 amino acids. Gene Ontology annotation, molecular function: SNAP receptor activity. The record is from RefSeq and is a predicted model, not a curated record. The transcript is spliced from 6 exons. Gene Ontology annotation, biological process: retrograde vesicle-mediated transport, Golgi to endoplasmic reticulum. Gene Ontology annotation, cellular component: endoplasmic reticulum; SNARE complex.